GUUAAUAAAUUUAGUGCGGGAUAUUUUUUUAGUUUGUCACUUAAUUUAAGGCGAUUAAUUGUUUAAAAUAUAACUAACUUUGUACAUAAGCAGUUCGUGCAUUAUUUUCGGCGAAAUUGUAAUAGUGUGAAGAUGUCCAGCGGUCGGGAAGAAGGAGAAAUCGAUUCGGAGGAGGAUGGUCUGCGUAAACGCAUAAAUGAACUUGAAGAGGAGAAUGCAGAAUAUGAAAAGAUCAAAAAAAUUUCGGAAUGCUAUGAGGACAAAUAUGGUAACAUGUUUAGGCUGAAUGACUACAAUGACUGGGUAGCUGUACAACGCGCCGGUCAAGUACCCACCGAUGUGUCUUCUAUUUCCUCAGACGAACUUCCUUCCCCUAAAAAGAAAAAACACAAAAGAAAUAAGAAAAGCAAAUUCAAAAUGCACGAACGCCGCCAUCGUUGCACUCAUCAGCGCCACAAACACUAUAAAAGUCAAGCGCAUGGCGAGAAGCGACACCAUCAUCGUAGGGAACGCUUGUUGAACCCUUACUAUCAGAGUCGGGGCAUUGAAACAAUAUCGCUUGACACAACUGACUAUAGUGAAUAUGAGAGGGACAACUACUCAAUAGCCACCAUGGAGAUCGAGAGUGUAGAUGAGAACGAUGAAAAUACAACAUUGCCUUUGAGCCGCGAAGAAUUGCGAUUGGCGUUGGGGCGUGGUGCCGCGGAAAAGAAAAAUAAUAUAUUUUCCUUGAAAGAACGCUUACAGCCCGAGAAAUAUAUUGAAAUCGAUAGUGUAGAGAAAGUGCAAACAUUUGAAGAGUCCACGCAGAAUUCAAAUGGUGCAGACAACGUGGUAGAGCUCAAUAGUGAAGACUCCAUUUCAAUUGAGGAGCGGGAACUGCGUUUGAUUGCACUGAGAUCAGCAAUUAUGAGAAAACAUGCGACGCGCAAAAAACGUAAUGCCGAGAUUGCUUAUUCGCCCACAGAUUUCGAUGACUUGUUGGUUGAGCCAAUCAGCUCUGUCACCUCGGACAUCGAGGAGUUGGCGGGUGAUAUGGAAAUAAGUCCAGCUAGUUCACCAAAUCUUAUACUUAGUCCCAUUCAGUGUGACGAUGAACAAAACAGCAAUAUAAGCUUGGAGACAGUAGAGAAUCAAGUUGACAAUAAACCAGUCGAUAUGGAUAUUGAAAGCAGUGAUAGCGAGCAGGAGGACAACGCGACGAAUGUUUUCGACCCGGAUAGCAUCUGUGCACAGCAAACACAUGACAUUCCGCUUCCAGCAGGGCCGCCCAUGGAAGGUAUGGGUAUGCCAGUAUCAUACGAUUAUGCCAGCCACGCCAAGCCCAUGUCCUUCGAUAUGUAUAUGCCUGCAAUGCAUUUCAGUACACAGGUGGAUAUGCCACAAGCGAUUUUACCCAUGUCAAACAUAUCUACAACAACGAUGCAGCCACUGCCAUUGGUUGAAGUUGCGCAAAAUGUGAUUGUCGAUGGUGAAGAGGAAAGUUCUAUUAAAAAUGAAGGCAUAAAUGAACAGCUUACCAUGAGUGCAUCUCCGAAAUCGACUACUAUGGAUAUUAUACCAGAAGAUACCACCCAAGAGCAACCGGAGCAGUGCAGUGAUGAGGAAGAGGAGGAAGCAUUGCGCGCCUUGUUGCUAUCACAACGCCAAACGGCAAAAGCAACGAAAGCUAAUGCUAUGCCGCAUGUAAGGAAACCUUUCCCAGCUUCCGACACACCACCACAAAUUGCAGCUGCGCACAACAAAAGAAUGGGAAGCAUUAUUAAACCACAACCAAUACCACUUCCACUAUUACAGACUAUACGCAGUGAUGGUAAUGUCAAACCUACACCAACCGAGUCAAUUUUAAAAGAAGCUGUGCGUCGUUUGAAAGUCAAAUCCUUUGCACGUUGCGAGGAGGCGCAGAACGAUACUCAAUCGGAAGCGCAUGUUCCACGUUUGAAAAUAAAGGCUUUUGCGCGUUGCAAAGACUUUGAUGAGGACGCGUAUGCGCACCCGACAAUCGGCGCAGAGAGUGAGUCAUCCGCAUUUAUGGUGCAUGCAUCGCAUAUCAGUGACAUAAAUUAUAAUCCUCUUCAGCUGGAAGACGGCAGAAGCAUAUCCGAUAGCACAUUGCACAGAAACACGCCAGAAAUGUUAGGAGGUACACAGUCCAAUUCGAGUGAAAAUGCCGUUAUACUGCAUGCAACGAAACGACAUUUAGAAAAGGAGGAACCUAUGGGGCGCACGCUCCGUACAAUUGAGCUGAAGCAGGGCGCCGAGAACUGUAGUCAGCACUCCACAGAAAAUAGUAAUAGUGAUUUGCUCAAUAGAAACAAAACGCCACAAAAUUACGAAUCGCAUGCUAAGAAACCAAAAAGAACGAUGGAGCAAGCAACACAGGUUACGAAAGGAGAUGUAACUAUCGUGGAUGGCAAGGAGAUCGCUCAAGAGAGCAUAACGAAGGAAAAAGACGCCAACGCUAGCGGGGAAAAGGAAAACAAGGAGGUUUCGUCCGUGGCAACAUGCGGUAAUGAUUUCACCACAAACACCGUCGCUAAAGCAAAGUUGAAUGCUAAGGUCGUCGCCAAGCCCGCGAAACUGGUAGAAAAGCGGAAAGUCAGUACCUCAGUGCUUGCAGCGAAAGCAACAAGUGUGGGGAAAACCGCAGCUACUGCACCUGUAAAGCAGCCAGUGCCCAAAGCCGUACCGCCCAAAAACAGCACAACACCAACAACUUCGCCGAAGGUAGUAAAACCCCAGGCUCAACAACUGAAAAUUGUUAAGCCAAAUAAAGUAAUCAAUAAAAGUCUGGAAAAAAUUGAUGAAGCCAUCGCGCAAAAGAAAGUUGACGCUAGCAAUCAAUCGCGAAUUCUCACACCCACAACUCUGCCAAAUAUUAAAGUAAACAGACUCAUUAUACGUAUUGGUGAUAGAGAUUCCUCCUCCGAGGAUGAGGAGGUUUUACGCAAUCAAACGCUGGAGCGUUGUAUUGGUCUGGCGACCGUGCGCACGGCCACACCAGACUCGUUGACUAGCGUACUCAACCAAAAUGUUUAUGGCAGCAAAUAUGCCACUACAAUGAGCAACUCAUCCGCCGAGCAGCUGGCUGAUGCACGCGUACUGGCCAAUGACGACAUAUCGAAUACGUCAUCUGCAAAGGACACAGUUGUGGAUGAGUCAUUCGAAAAGAAAUUGGAAAAUUUCCUAAAAAAUAUCCGUUCCAAAACGCUACAGAAGAGUAGCAGUGCUGAGCAUCCGCGUGUGCGUAAGCUAAGUGCCAACAGCACGCAAAUGGGCACACCAACGGCCGUGCGCAGUCUUCCUAUCGCCUCCCAGGAGGAAUACAAACGUUUGGUGCAUCGCAUGAAGAUAUUGGAAAAGCAAAAGCAUUUGAAGAAAAUGCAAAAAAGUUUACUUGCAGAUGCAGAGAAGUAUACGAAAAUCAAGCAGGGAAAUGCCAAUCACGUGCAUAAGCCGCAUGCUGCACAAGACGUCGCCGCAUCUACUACUAUCGGCACACAAACGCCCAACGAUGCGCCAAGCAUUGCCAUUGCCAUUGCCAAUGAGAAAGUCGCAGCUAUAGCUGAAAGUGCCGAGCAGCAGCCAAAUUACGAAUAUGAACAUUCCAAGCAGUUGCCAACAACGGAAAGUCUUGCAACAGUGACCACGCAUGCGCCAACCAGUGAAGCGGCACCCAAAAAUGAGAAGCUGCUGGCGCAAAAACUGCAUUCCUGCGAAACAAUACUUGCCAGCAUUAGCAAUAGCAUCAUUACCAGACUGGAUAAAUCGUUUCAGCUUGUCAAUGAAACGAGGGCGGCGAAAAUCGCUAAAAUGCGCCACGAGCUGCGACUGAAGGAGCUGCGGCUCGAAAUGGAGCAAACGCAGCGAAAAAUGAAAGAAGAGCAAGCCAAAAUAUCGCGUACCCAUCCGGAAAUAUGCGCCAACAAUGAACUGAUUACAAAGCUAAAGCAGAAACGUGCAAAGGUGCUCGAAAUGGCGCUGAAGUUGGGCAAAGGCGUUCAAGGCGAUGACUAUAGAUUAAAUAAUGAUUUGAAAAAUGAAAUAACGCUUAAAACAAAAGGAUUGGCAACACAUAUAAAACUUGUAAAUUCAAUAAGAUAUUGUGAUCUAGAUGUAUUAGAUAAGGAAACCAUAAUGCCAACCAAUACUGAACUAGAGACUAGUGAUGCGCACGCGCCUGUUGGUCAACAGUCUAAUGGGCAAGUUCCCAAAACUAUGGCACCAAGCUCCACAGAUGGUAGAGAAAGCGAAAAUAUUGAAAAAGCUGUGAACGCUUUGCCAACGAAGGAAGCGAAUGUGUCAGACACUGCUAACUGUUCACCCGCUGAUAAUGAUUUACCAAGUGCUUGUGAGAAUGCUGCGGAUGGCCAAGUGAUUGCGCAGGAGGAAUCCGCAAUUUGUGAUACAGCCAAUGUAGUAGUGGUGACAGCGCAUAUCGUAGAGACGGCCGUGGCGAGUGUUGAGGAGAUGCCGGCGCCGUGUGACAACGGCAAAGAAGUUCUGCCGGAGGAGCGCACGCCCGAAGAAGACAAUGUGGCAGUAACGGAGCAAGCGAGCACAAGUCAUUCACUGCGCGAUUACAUAUCUCCGCUUGUGCACUUGCGAGGCGAAAGUGGAAAAUGGGACCCAAACGAUAUUAUUUGCCCAUAUGAGUUGAUGGGUCAGUGCGAGGAUAAGGAUUGCAGUUAUAGACAUUUAACCGACAAAUGAGUCACAGUCAUAUUGCGCCGAAACCAAAGGAUCAUAGCUAGCAAAUCGCAGAGCGUGCGGCGUUACGUUCGAUAUCGGUUUGUAGAAAUUACUUAAAAUGGAGUUCCAAAUAUAAUAUGCCUAGGUAAGUUAAAACAACUCAAUUUAGAAUUAUACACCAACGUGUAUCGCGUCCACUUUUAAAUCUAUCCUAUACCACUCGUAUAUGUUUUUUUGUUGUGAUAAUGCAUUUCUUUUUUAUUUGAGUUGGUUGUGGCAUAAGGUUUGUGAUAGAAAUGCAGCACAAAGGUCUGUUGUAACUAUCAAAAAUGCGGCCUAAAAGCUAACAAAACAAAAAAAAAAAAAACGUUAAAUUAAUUACUAUAUAAAUAUGUAAGAGGUGUGAAGAUCAAAGAAAUUAUUAAAUGCCUAGAUUGCUGGAAAUUCUCUUUUUUCGAAAAUUCUACUGUGCCAUACAAAAAGUAAAUACACAAAUGGUACCUUUGGUGUAUUUUAGCAAACUCGCCACAUUUUUGAUUUUUGUAAAAAUUAUAAAAAGACGUAAAAUUUAAGAUGAAAUUAAAAAAUUAUUAUAUUCUUUUAUAACGUUGUUAUAAGAAAAAUUGUUUACAAAGUGAAUA
This is a messenger RNA of Anastrepha obliqua, 5333 nucleotides long. RefSeq lists its product as uncharacterized. The record is from RefSeq and is a predicted model, not a curated record. Lineage: Eukaryota; Metazoa; Arthropoda; Insecta; Diptera; Tephritidae. The transcript has 7 exons. The coding region runs from base 133 to 4713 and encodes 1526 amino acids.